This is a messenger RNA of Morchella importuna, 1944 nucleotides long. RefSeq lists its product as uncharacterized. The coding region runs from base 1 to 1944 and encodes 647 amino acids. The transcript has 2 exons. NCBI's taxonomy places the organism in Eukaryota, Fungi, Ascomycota, Pezizomycetes, Pezizales, Morchellaceae. The record is from RefSeq and is a predicted model, not a curated record.
AUGGGUGCCGCGCAGUCUAUUCCAUCCGAGAUCGAAGGAGUCCACUUUUCUAACACCCACCCACCCCGGAAUAAACUCACCAAACCUCGAACUAACUCCAACACUACGAGCCGUGAAGCUUCCUGUCUACCUCCAUCGCUCUCUCGACUAAGUCUCUCUGGCGGAUCAAGGCCCUUGACUGUGAAAUAUCAAACUACCGAAGAGUCACCCGCAGGCAUUAUUGGAGUCGAAUAUUUGAAAACAUUACCCCCUAAUGAUGUUCGGAAAUCUGGGAUGUGGUCAUUUGUGGGGGAUCAUGACUUUGAGGCUUAUUCCGAAUCUGCUGUGGAUUCAGCCCUUGCUGGGGUGGUCAGCGUCAUGCCCGUAAGCACUGGAAUGCGCAGAAAAGGGAGUAUGGUCACACGCAGCUCAACCAACAGCAGUGCAGCAUGUGCACCACCUCCCAACCGUAAUUCUGAAAUACCUUCGAUGGGCACUGUCCGGCGUAGAUCCCAACUUCUCGCAGCACCACCUGCGACAGCAACUAGGAAACCAGUACAACCAUACUUACAGGACCAAUGUCUUCCUGAUACACCCUCUCCAGAUUCUUACACAUUCUUACCCCCAUCCAUGGGAUAUGAUUCUGACCGAUGUACGACACCUUCUGGAUAUAGCGUUCUUGGGGCUUUCAAAAGGGGAUCUUUGAGAAUUGCAAACGGUGCAGCAUCUCCGGCACCAUCGUCUUCAAGGGCUUCUCCGGAAAUGUCUAUGAAGACUGAAUAUUUUGGUUCGAAUAUUGCACUUCACGAUGACUUAAUCAAUAGGCCGCUAUCGAGAGAUAAACCGCUUUUUGUGGUUACAAACUCGAUGCUUCCAACCCGUGAGGUGGUGCGCCUUGUUCCGCCAUCACCUACAGACGAGAAACAUGACGAUGAAGAUGAAAUACCGAGUAGUCCAUUCAGUUUCGCCCGAAGCCCCAGUAUUCAUAGCGAAGAUAUUGACGAUUCGCCAUUCGAAUUCGAACCCCCAGCCAAUGAUACGCCGGAUAGCUUGCGACAUUCCCUUUUUAGACCGACACAGAGCUAUGAGAGUCUUUCUAGUACCGCGUCCAGUGCUAUAUCCACCGGAUAUGAGUACCACAAGAUCCUUUCAGAGCAAUGUUUGAACCGGCGUUUUGAUAAGCCAGUACGUGUUGAUGUCAAAAUGUCAAAGAUGUUUGCAUCAGCGCCUUUUGUUGGGAAUGAUGUGCAUGAUCAUACCUUCUCCGAGGGUGAUCAAAAAGGGGACGAUAAACACACUCGACGUACCAGUAUCAAUGAGGUUGGUGGUGAGAGUAUGGACUCUGGCUAUAGCUCCUCUGAGUCCGUAAAUAGUUGGAAAACAGCAUGGAGCCAUCAGCAUGCCAAAUCAAAAUCUACCGCUCGUAAAUCGGAAGUCUUGAUGACAACAAAGGACAAUCCAGUUUUUUCUGAAGAGGUUCUGAUGAAGCCCGAACAGCCAGUAUCGAGAAGGAGAAGUGUUGUUGCGGCCAUUCGGAGGAGAUAUUCUCAAGAGCGCAGUAAAUCCCUGUGGAAACCACGACCGGAGCUAAAACAUCGGAGAAGCAUGAUCACAGUUAUCAAAAGUUCAGUUCCACAAAUUGAAGUACCUAAAACCUCGCCUGACAUCCAGCCCGUACCCCCUCUACCUCAGCAUGCCAAGAUGGAGCGGAAGGGGGCUUUUAAUCUUCUUACUGUCGAAGAUUACCUACCUCUAGUAGAGCAGAUUCCAUUCACGCCGAUUAAUGACCGUAACAGAGGUGCAGCCGGCCUUGCUUUUACCAGUCCAGCUGGUAAUAUGCAUGACUCGAUUAUGCGCAUUAGUAUUGGGCCAGAGUUGUGUCGCGGCAGCAGGAUUACGGGGCAGGAAUACUAUCAGCGUUUCUCAAGGCAGCAGUCUACAGGAGUAAGGGCGAUGAUCGGUUGA